AUGGCAUUCCAGGAGUUGGUGUCAUUUGGGAAUGUGGUGGUGAACUUUACCUGGGAGGAAAAGCAGGACCUGGACGAUGCUCAGAGAACCCUGUACAGGGAGGUGAUGCUGGAGACCUACAGAAGCCUGGUGUCUUUGGGCGCUUCCCCGCCCCUGCCAGUUUCCGCCAGGAGUUUCCUGGGGCUGCUGCUUUGCAGACGCCAAAGCGCGGACUUUGAAUUCCUUUACAGAAUCCCUGAAGUUCUCUGUGCGAGGGUGAUAGAGAAAGCGGCCGCGGGGAUCCUAGGGUACAGGACCUGCGACCCUGACGAGGUGUUGGCAGAACCGCAGGUGGUCGUCCCGCAGAAGCAGAACUUCCAUAUUCCAAUGGCUGGUGAGCAGAGAAGAAAUAUGGCAUUCCAGGGGUCAGUGUCAUUUGAGGAUGUGGCUGUGGACUUUACCUGGAAGGAAUGGCGGGACCUGGACAAUACACAGAGAACCCUGUACAGGGAGGUGAUGCUGGAGACCUACAGCAUCCUGGUGUCCUUGGGGCAAUGCAUCACCAAACCUGAGCUGAUCAUCAAGCUGGAGCAAGGAGCAGAGCCAUGGAUGAGAAAAAAACCACCAAGCCAGAGCCCUCCAAAUGUCCAGAAGGUGGAUGUCAUAAUUGAGGUCAGUGAGGAAAGUCAAGAUAGACAUUUGUGGCAAGCUGGAAUCACUGUGAACAACACAACACCUGAGGAGAGAGUUAUAUUAGGACAUGCCAUUCAUUUGAGUUCCAGUCAUAUUUCAAAUUUGAUUGUAAAGAAUGCAGGCUCUUUAGGAGUGAAGCCAAAGGAGUUGAAUGUAUGUCAGAACACACAUCGCCCUAGUAAGCCUGACGGGAUGUAUGCUGGUGAGAAACCCUAUCAGUGUAAUCAGUGUGGAAAAUACUUUGUAAAGAAGUCACACCUCACCCAGCAUAAGAUAAUUCACACUGUGAAGAAGCCCUAUCAAUGUAAUCAGUGUGGAAAAACCUUUCACAAGAAGUCAUAUCUCACCAAACAUGAGAUACUUCACACUGGGGAGAAGCCAUAUAAGUGCAGUCAGUGUGGUAAAAACUUUGCCUGGAAGUCAAACCUCAAGAUGCAUGAGCUCAUUCACACUGGGGAGAAGCGCUAUAAGUGUAGUCAGUGUCAUAAAACCUUUGGCUAUAAGUCACAACUCACUAGGCAUGAGAUGAGUCACACUGGGGAGAAGCCCUAUCAGUGUAGUCAGUGUGGAAAAUCCUUUCACUUGAAGUAUAUCCUCGAGAGACAUGAGAUAAUUCACACUGGGGAAAGGCCCUAUCAAUGUAAUGAGUGUGGAAAAACCUUUGGCCGGAAAUCAAACCUCACUAAACAUGAGAUAAUUCACACUGGGGAGAAGCCCUAUCAGUGUAAUCAGUGUGGAAAAACCUUUGGCCAGAAGUCAAGACUCACCAGUCAUGAGAUGAGUCACACUGGGGAGUACCCCUACAAGUGCAGUCAGUGUGGUAAAACCUUUUUGGGGAAGUCAGGCCUCACCAUGCAUGAGAGAAUUCACAUUGGGGAGAAGCCCUAUGAGUGUAGUCACUGUCAUAAAACCUUUGUUUCAAAGCUAAAACUCACUAGACAUAAGAGGAUUCACACUGGGGUGAAGCCCUAUCAGUGUAGUCAAUGUGGAAAGUCCUUUCACCGGAAGUCACACCUCACUAGACAUGAGAUAGUUCACACUGGGGAAAGGCCCUAUCAAUGUAAUCAGUGUGGAAAAACCUUUUGCCAGAAAUCAAGCCUCACUGUGCAUGAGAGAAUUCACACUGAGGAGAAGCCCUAUCAGUGUAGUCAGUGUGGAAAAUCCUUUCACCUGAAGUCAAUCCUCACUGGACAUGAGAUAAUUCACACUGGGGAGAAGCCCUAUCAAUGUAGUCAGUGUGGGAAAAGCUUUGGCCAAAAAUCAAGCCUCACUAUACAUGAGAGAGUUCACACUGGGGAGAAGCCCUACCAGUGUAAUCAGUGUGGGAAAACCUUUGGCCAGAAGUCACACCUCAGCACGCAUCAGACCACUCACAAGAAAAGAGUCUUGAAGGUGGAAGAGCUUUCUCGGAAAUCAAACCUCAGGAAACAUCAGAGAAUUCACACAGUGGCAAAAUCUUGAAUGGCAGAGACUAGCUAUGUGUCCUCCAAAGCUUUUUUUUUUUCUCUGUGAUACAGCAAGAUCUUUUCUGCCUCCUCUUCCUGUGCCCAACAGUUCACAGCUCUCUGUGGAGAUAAAGCUAACAGUGAUGAACAUUCCUUCCAGGCCUAAAUUUAACAGUGACCUUGCAAUCUUGCCAGACUUGGAGUGGGAGCUCUACGUCUUCAGUCACUGUGAUUUCAGACAGAAAUGAAGACAACAGAGGACUUUCCACCACUGGCCCAGCACCUUCCAUUUGUUACAUGUGAGAAAUGAAACCUACUCUGUUCAGCCAUUUUGUGUGUGGCUGUUCAUUUCAGCACCCACAGCCAGUGUUGCUUACUCACUUUAUGAAUUUGGGAGGUGUUCCUGAGAGACUCACCAGUUCAUGUUUAUCAGAAAAGUCAUACAGAAGAAGACAGCUUCAAUCAGAUUCAAGCCUGUGGCAUCCUGGACUCCUAGCCCAUGGAAAGCCUCCCUACACUGCCCCACAGGAUGAUAUUCUCCCCAACAGCUGCCUCCAAACCUCCCUGUGUGAAACUGCAGAAAAUAGAGGUGAGCAUCAUGCACCAGUCACCACUCCCCAACCCACCACCAGCAAAACUGAAAGCCAUAAACAGCGAACUGUAAUUUAACACUGACUUUGUUGUUGGUGGGGGGGGGGGCGUGUGGAAAACUGAACCUGCCCAGGAGAACAAGGGAGGAUCAAAGAGCCAAUCUCUCACUGCUAAACUGUCAGGGGCAUGGUAAGGAACUGAGCUCUCAGCGCUGAACUCUCAGUGACAUGCCAUAAAACAGGCAUGCUUGAGCAGACAUGGGCUGACAAGCCAACCACCUAAAGGAGCCACCAGCACCCAGCAAAGAUUGGGGGAAUCACAAAGGCCAAGAGAGAGGAACUAACCUCCCAAGCAGGGCAGGCAGUAGAUCCCAGAGCUGAUAUCUGGGACAGAGGUCAGCACUCAAAACUGAAUUGCCCUACCUUGCUAGGGGAGGAGUUGACCAAUCAGACCUGCAGCUGAAGAACACCCCAGCUGCCACCUGCUGAAAACAGCU
Molecule: messenger RNA, 3204 nt
Organism: Castor canadensis (American beaver)
Lineage: Eukaryota; Metazoa; Chordata; Mammalia; Rodentia; Castoridae
Source: RefSeq, a predicted model, not a curated record